AUGGGUUUAAUAUGGGAAGAUGACUGGGGAGGCAAGCGCGCCAUCUGGGGAGAAGGGGGCGGGAGGCCUGUACAUACGACAACCAUCUCACAGCAGCUGCGGCUGGCGUCCGGAACCCGUCCGAGCAGUAUCGCUGCAGAAACCAUGGCGCCGAUCAGCCCACCAACUGGACUCUCCAGUACACUGUGCAACGCACCGCAUGUUCCUGCAAGUGCUGACCAUGACGGCAAGAAGAGCCGAGCCGGGUCAACGGAUUAUGUCUAUAUGGGGUCAACCGGAGAUGCGCAGGAGAUCUUUCAGUCACCUGCACAUCAGUUCACAUCCUAG
Messenger RNA from Penicillium macrosclerotiorum, 327 nucleotides. RefSeq lists its product as uncharacterized. The record is from RefSeq and is a predicted model, not a curated record. The transcript has a single exon. Bases 1 to 327 code for a protein of 108 amino acids. NCBI's taxonomy places the organism in Eukaryota, Fungi, Ascomycota, Eurotiomycetes, Eurotiales, Aspergillaceae.